AUGGCCUACACAUCUAUCACGGUUCAAGGCCCACAUGAGGUAUCGCAACCAGACCAUGAAUCUCAGCUCCAAACCCAACUACAAUCCAUACCCAAAACCACAACAGAGCUCCUCAUCGGAGGUGACACCCCAUUGGACCCCGAGUGGGCUCUACUCGGAGCCCACUUCUCCGCCGUGGAGAACCUAAAGCUAGAGGGCCAUAGCCAUAACCAAGAUCUGAACGACAAGCUGAUUCCACUCCACCGGCCUCUGCAGCAGCUCACUCUAUUCUCGCCAUACAGAGAGCUAGUUCAAAGUCCCUUCGUACGUAAGGGGCUAGUCGGGCACCCAAUCCUGUUCUACGCCUGUUACCUACGCUUCGAAGGUCCCACGACCGAGAAUCUCUCUCUCGCGGAGCAGGAAGCCCUUUCGAGGGGAGAGACAGGGUUCAAACCCGUCACUGCCAAAUUAAGUAAGCCGGACGAAAAGAAAAUUGAGGUUGUCGAUUUCCCAAGCUUGGUGGCAGAACACAUGUACAAGGUCCUCGGUGAGAACUCAAAUAUUGAACCGGAGAACGAGCCUCCUGAGGGCUCAACCAACCUACAAACUCUGGAAAUCUGGGAAUACGACGUUAUCGAUACGUUUUGUCAUAAGUCCAACAUGCAGACAAUCCACAAGGUCCUUCCGCCUAACCUAACAGCCCUUUACUUCCGCGGUCCGGCUUCACUACCCCAGUCUGAGCUCUGGGUGGAUUGGCUGCGGGCUUUUGAGUCUCCGGGUUUUCUCCCGCAGCUACAGCGCUUGGCCAUUGUAUUGGAUAUACACUACGAAUAUUCAAAGGGUUGGGGUCGGAAGGCGGAUACCAAAGCUCCGGAAGAGGUACUACGGCAGGCACGGGAGGCAUGCGAGCCCCUCUAUGAGAUUGCUCGCAAACGUGGAAUUACUAUUGAGUCUAUGCCGACAGAGCCUGAGUUGUGGUACUUGAGGCCCGUGGAUGACCGGUGGUAG
Penicillium samsonianum is the source of this 987-nucleotide messenger RNA. RefSeq lists its product as uncharacterized. NCBI's taxonomy places the organism in Eukaryota, Fungi, Ascomycota, Eurotiomycetes, Eurotiales, Aspergillaceae. The record is from RefSeq and is a predicted model, not a curated record. The transcript has 2 exons. Bases 1 to 987 code for a protein of 328 amino acids.